Molecule: messenger RNA, 4486 nt
Organism: Maniola jurtina (meadow brown)
Lineage: Eukaryota; Metazoa; Arthropoda; Insecta; Lepidoptera; Nymphalidae
Product: RNA helicase aquarius
Exons: 27
Coding region: 91-4392 (1433 amino acids)
Biological process (GO): mRNA splicing, via spliceosome
Cellular component (GO): catalytic step 2 spliceosome
Molecular function (GO): helicase activity; mRNA binding
Source: RefSeq, a predicted model, not a curated record
UUAUACUUGACAGCUUAGUGUUGACGUUUAGGUAUUGUUAGUAAACGGUAGAGUUCAAAAUAGAUUUUCGCUAAUUUUUGAAUUACAAAAAUGAAAGUAGAUGUGCAACAAAAUGUCGAUAAGCCAAAAAUACCACUACCAACACUCUCUCAGAUAAAUGCUGAUCGAAUAACACUCCUUGCGAAUCAGUAUUGGUCACCACAAACUAAGGAGAACCACUUACCUUUCGAUGCAGCAAUUGUGGAAUCAAUUUAUCAAGCAGAGAUCCUUGGAUCCAACUUUGCAGUCCGUCGUAUCAUGAUGCUGGAGUUCUCCCAAUACCUAGAGAACUACUUGUGGCCACAUUAUGAGACAGGCAAAGCGUCGCACGCGCACAUGAUGUCCAUUAUUGUCAUGAUCAACGAGAAGUUCAGAGAAAGAGUGCCUGCUUGGCAGCCAUUUCUCAAAAAACCAGAACACUUCCCUGCCUUCUUCGAACAAGUUCUAAGAGCGAGCAUAAUGGAAGAAGCGAAGAAUAUGCGCGAACAAACUGCACUGCUUCUCUUCCUGAACCACUGCUUCGGUAGUAUGGAGGUGCAGCUAUGCAGAGACCAGGUCAAGAGGCUUGUCUCCCUGAGUAUGUGGAUCAGUUUGCAGGAAGGAAGAAGAAAUCAAGAGUUCAAAGCCGUGCCGAAAUGGCGUAAAUACUGGCGCGCCAUACAAAAGAAAGACAAGCCUGAGCUUAUGGAUAAGUUGAUGUGGGAGCGACGCUACUUACAGAGGCUAAUGAUCAAGUUUAUGCGCAUUCUGGAGAGCAUUCCUGAAACGGAGGAUGUUGAUCCUCAUGCGGUUAGGUACUGUGAGCGGUUCCUGGAGUUGAUGAUAGACCUGGAAGCGCUGCUGCCCACGCGUCGCUUCUUCAACACUGUGAUGGAUGACUGUCAUCUCGUGGUGCGAUGCCAGUUGGCGCCACUGGCAAGACGGUCGGAAGGACAGCUGUUCAUACAGCUCCUGCAGAUGCUCAAAUUCUACGCUCGGUUUGAAAUCAGCGAUGAGACUGGUGAUCCCAUGACUGACCGUGACAUGACUCUGCUGCAUUAUUCGAGGAUUACUUCUCUACAGAAAGCUGCUUUCUCGAAGUUUCCAGAUCUAAGAUUGUUUGCCCUUGCAAAUGUCGCUAGUGUCGACACAAGAGAAUCUCUGCAGAAACACUUCGGAAAUCUUAGUGAUAAGGCUCUACGAGCUAUUGCUACGUACUUGAAUCUCGUGCCGCCUGAAGACAAACAAGACGAAGCGCCAUGGCACCGGCUGGAUAAAGAUUUCCUAAAAGAAUUGUUGAUAUCUCGGCACGAACGGCGCAUAUCACAAUUAGAAGAACUAAACUCGAUGCCUUUGUACCCGACCGAAGAGAUUAUCUGGGAUGAGAACGUUGUGCCUACUGAAAUAUACAGCGGGGAGAACUGCCUCGCGCUGCCGAAGCUAAACCUCCAGUUUCUGACCUUACACGAUUAUCUGCUGAGGAACUUCAAUCUCUUCCGUUUGGAGAGCACGUAUGAAAUCCGGCAAGAUAUUGAAGAUGCAGUUUAUCGUUUAGCGCCAUGGCGAGCUGAAGAUAAUAGUGUAUUCUUCGGAGGUUGGGCUCGAAUGGCGCAUCCAAUCCAAAGUUUCGCAGUUGUCGAAGUGGCGAAGCCAAAUAUAGGAGAAAAGGCACCUUCGAGAGUACGGGCUGAUGUCACCGUCACGCUCAGCGUUAGACACGAAAUCAAGCACGAGUGGGAGAGUUUGAGGAAACACGAUGUCUGCUUUCUCAUCACCGUUCGACCCACGCAAGGAAUUGGGACAAAAUAUGAUUACAAGAAGAGCAUGGUGGAACAAGCUGGUAUAGUUUACGUAAGGGGCUGCGAGGUCGAGGGUAUGUUGGACGCAUCCGGCAGGGUCAUUGAAGAGGGCCCUGAGCCAAGACCUGAACUGGAAGGUGACUCGAGAACUUUCAGACUGCUUCUGGACCCCAACCAGUAUCGGUUGGAUUUGGACCAAGCAAGUAAAGGAAAAGAGGACGUUUACGAGACCUUCAACAUUGUGAUGCGUCGCAAACCCAAAGAGAACAACUUCAAGGCGGUGCUGGAAACAAUACGCGAGCUUAUGAAUACUGAAUGCGUGGUACCAGAGUGGCUGCACGACAUUGUGCUGGGGUAUGGAGACCCUGGCCAAGCGCACUAUACCAGAAUGCCCAAUGAGAUCCCGACUCUGGACUUCAACGAUACUUUCCUGGACAUGGAGCACUUACGCAACAGCUUCCCAGGAUACGAGAUAAAAGUACAAACUGACGACCCGAGGAAACUAGUGCGUCCAUUCAAACUAACAUUUGAGAACGUGAUGCGUAAACAAGAACUGGGCGAGAAUGCAAUGGACGAAGACGACGCUCGCAAGGUGAUCGUAGUCGAACCUCACGUCCAGCCGAAGCGGGGACCCUAUCUCUACAACGAACCCAAGAAGAACAACAUCUUAUUCACACCUACUCAAGUGGAAGCAAUUCGGUCGGGGAUGCAGCCUGGACUCACCCUAGUGGUUGGACCACCCGGAACUGGCAAAACUGACGUAGCGGUACAGAUAAUCUCCAAUCUGUAUCACAACUUCCCCUGGCAAAGAACACUGGUGGUCACCCACAGUAACCAGGCCCUCAACCAGUUGUUCGAGAAGGUGGCUGAACUCGACGUGGAUGAGAGACAUCUGCUGCGUCUGGGGCACGGGGAAGAGGCGCUACAGACGGAUAAAGAUUUUUCGAGAUACGGCCGUGUGAACUACGUGUUAGCGAAACGUCUGGAGCUGCUGGAGCAAGUGUCGAGGCUGCAGAGCACGCUGGGCGCGGGCGGCGACGCGGGCGCCACGUGCGAGCUGGCGCACCACUUCCACGUGUACCACGUGCGCCCGCGCUGGCAGACCUUCCUGCACACGUGCAGCAAGGAUCAGGCAAAAUCGAUAGAGACGAUCAGCAAAGAGUUUCCAUUCCACGAGUUCUUCGACGAUGCUCCCAAACCACUGUUCCCCGGGAAAUCCUACCAGCAAGACAUGGAUAUUGCUGAGAGCUGCUACCGUUACAUAGACCACAUAUUCGAGGAGUUGGAAGAGUUCCGCGCGUUCGAGCUGCUGAGGUCAGGCCUGGACCGCUCCAAGUACCUGCUGGUUAAGGAGGCCAAGAUUAUUGCGAUGACGUGCACACAUGCCGCCCUGAAACGCUCUGAACUAGUUCAAAUGGGUUUCAAAUACGACAACAUAUUGAUGGAAGAGUCCGCACAAAUUCUCGAAAUCGAAACUUUCAUUCCGCUUCUCCUGCAAAAUCCCCAAGAUGGACGCUCGCGUCUCAAACGCUGGAUCAUGAUCGGGGACCAUCACCAGCUGCCGCCGGUGGUCAAGAACAUGGCCUUCCAGAAGUAUUGCAACAUGGAACAGAGCUUGUUCACGCGAAUGGUCAGACUUGGAGUACCCUAUGUAGAAUUGGACGCGCAAGGAAGAGCGCGGUCAAGUAUAUGCAACCUGUAUCGCUGGCGGUACCGCAACCUAGGCGACUUGGCGCACGUGUGUCGCCUGCCCGAGUACCGCGCAGCCAACGCUGGUCUUCGCCACGACUUUCAACUUAUCAACGUGGAUGAUUUCAACGGCGCGGGCGAGACUGAACCCAGCCCUUACUUCUAUCAGAACUUGGCGGAGGCCGAGUAUGUGGUAGCGGUGUUCAUGUUCAUGCGACUGGUGGGCUGGCCGGCGCACCGCAUCUCCAUCCUCACCACCUACAACGGCCAGAAGCACCUCAUCCGCGACGUCAUCACCAAGCGCUGCGCCGACAACCCGCUCAUCGGCAGGCCACACAAGGUGACAACGGUGGACAAGUACCAAGGGCAGCAGAACGACAUCGCGCUUAUAUCGCUGGUGCGGACCAAGGCCGUGGGCCACGUGCGCGACCUGCGCCGCCUCAUCGUGGCCGCGUCGCGCGCGCGCCUCGGCCUCUACGUCUUCGCGAGAGCCAAUCUCUUCAGGAACUGCUUCGAGCUGCAACCUACGUUUAAUCAGCUCGUGGAACGUUCCCUGGAGCUGGAGAUCAUCCCGGGGGAGCGCUACCCGGCGCAGCGCAGCGCCACCGCGGCCGUGCCGGACGCGCUGGUGCUGAGCGUGCGCGACAUGCCGCACAUGGCGCGCUUCGUGUACGACAUGUACCUGGACAUCGUGCGACAAUCCGACUCGCAGAAAUCACAAAAGUCGUGGAGCGCGCCGGGCUCGGGCGCGCCGGCCUCGCGCCCCGAGCACUUCGUGCCCGCGCACCCCGGCGCCGCGCCCGACAGCGACGACGAGGAACCUGACGCCGCGCCCUCCUUCACGCCCACCGACAUCGUCAACGAAGUGGACGAAGCCAACGCCUGAACACGAAAACCUAACAUAUUUUUGAAGUCCGAAAUACAUACCACCUCUGUAACUUAAGCAUAAGUAAAAUAAAAAAUUAAUAAAAUUAAUAAAC